AUGCGCACUUACGACGACUCUUUCUCCGGUCAGAAGAUCUACCCUGGAAAGGGUAAACUCUACGUCCGCGGCGACAGCAAGAUAUUCCGAUUCCAAAACGGCAAAACUGAAUCUCUAUUUCUCCAGCGCAAGAAUCCCCGUCGUAUUGCUUGGACAAUUCUCUUCCGAAGGCAACACAAGAAAGGUAUUUCUGAGGAAGUUGCCAAGAAAAGAUCUCGCCGCACCAUCAAAUCUCAGCGAGCUAUCGUUGGCGCCUCUCUAGAUGUAAUUAAGGAGAAGCGAAACCAGAGACCAGAGGUCCGAACUGCCGCACGCGCAGCUGCCAUUAAGGAAGGUAAAGAUAAGAGAGCUGCUGCUGCUAGCGCCAAGAAGGCAGAGAAAGCCAAGCUGGCAAGUGCUUCAGCUAAAGGUCAGACUUCAAGGUUACAGAGCAAACAGGGCGCAAAAGGUGCACCCAAGAAAAUCCAAGCAACCACACGAUAG
Messenger RNA from Blumeria graminis f. sp. triticale, 483 nucleotides. The record is from the annotation of a GenBank genome assembly. Lineage: Eukaryota; Fungi; Ascomycota; Leotiomycetes; Helotiales; Erysiphaceae.